Protomyces lactucae-debilis is the source of this 1430-nucleotide messenger RNA. RefSeq lists its product as uncharacterized. NCBI's taxonomy places the organism in Eukaryota, Fungi, Ascomycota, Taphrinomycetes, Taphrinales, Protomycetaceae. Gene Ontology annotation, molecular function: hydrolase activity. The record is from RefSeq and is a predicted model, not a curated record. Gene Ontology annotation, cellular component: endoplasmic reticulum. The transcript has 2 exons. Gene Ontology annotation, biological process: GPI anchor biosynthetic process. The coding region runs from base 132 to 1355 and encodes 407 amino acids.
GCAAAACAAAGUGUAGAACUCAAUGUACUUUUGAGUGCUGCUCAAGUGCUUCCCUCUAAACUGGCACUGCCUAUGUUGUUGCUGUAAAGAGCUUUGAACUGUAGACCAAGAUCAAAGCUGAGCCCUAUGCAAUGGCCGAUAAACUUGCAAAGAUCAUUGCUGUGAUUGUCGUGCUACUGAAUGUCUUUCUCUACUGCUACCCUGUGCUGCGAGGUGCUUCCUACUUAUCGCCUUUUGGAAGACCCCCGAUCAGAGUACUGAUUUUGACUGAUCCACACCUCGAGGGAGACUCCAAGAUUGCAAGAAUGGGUUGGAGAGGGGCACUCGAUAUCUGGGGCAACGACCACUACCUAGGCCACAUUCAUCGAGUGACAGCCUUUUUCGCUCGUCCAACGCAGACUGUUGUCCUCGGUGAUCACUUAUCUUCACAGUGGAUCGAUGAUGCAGAAUUUCGUCGGCGUGCCAAGCGCAUGGAGGCACGCUUCUUACGCUUCAAGCCAUCUGAUGUGGUCUUUAACAUCAGCGGCAACCAUGACAUUGGCUAUGCUGGAGAGAUGACGCGCCAUCGUUUGAAUCGUUGGCAUGACAAGUUUGGUCCGUCCAAUUACGUCUAUACAUUACCAUCGACAGAGCUGCCUGAUGGUGCAGACCCUGUGCGGUUUGUUGGUAUCAACGACUUACACUUGGACGGGCCUGCCGAGGAUGAGCCAAGUCGAGAGCAAACGCAUGCGUUUUUGCAAACCUUGCCAAAUGAUGCUGCUGCUACAAUACUGCUGGCUCAUGUGCCCUUGUACAAGGACUUGGGUCUUUGCGUUGAUGAGCCUCGCAUGGAGUACUACCAAUUUCCACGAGUACUGCUGAAGGCACAAAAUCAUCUGUCACCAGAAUCAACAGCGGCCCUCCUUGACCGAGCUAUUGGUCAUGCAGGGGGUAUUGUCUUGACGGGUCAUGAUCAUGAAGGCUGUCAUACGUUUCACAGCAAAGCGCGAGACGGACAAGGCACUUGGUUUGGAAGCAAGUGGAAUGCUCAGGCCUUUGCAACGGCAAAGACACUCAAUGAGCAAGUCGUUGAAGAGGUCACUGUGCGAUCAGUUAUGGGACAGUAUCACGGCAAUGUUGGGCUAUUGACGGCUCGUUGGGACAGUGAAGGCAGACGGUGGACAUUCAAAUACCAGGCCAUCCCCUUUGUGCACAAUACAGUCUGGUGGAUCAUCAAGAUUGUGAGUUUCAUUGUGCCGCUGACUCUUGGUGCAUUGCAUUUGGGCCGCAGGACUGUUCGUGGGCGACAGGCUGAGCAGGGAUUGAAGCGUUGGGUGUCUGUGAAGAGCCGCCUACGCAAGACGAGGGAUUAUUGAGAUGGCCUUCUUUUCGGCACAGCAUUAGACAUUAGAAGUAGGAUGAUGAACGAUAUGAUGAUCGAUGAUGGAACU